Molecule: messenger RNA, 444 nt
Organism: Blastomyces gilchristii SLH14081
Lineage: Eukaryota; Fungi; Ascomycota; Eurotiomycetes; Onygenales; Ajellomycetaceae
Product: mitochondrial processing peptidase
Exons: 2
Coding region: 1-444 (147 amino acids)
Cellular component (GO): mitochondrion
Molecular function (GO): metal ion binding; metalloendopeptidase activity
Source: RefSeq, a predicted model, not a curated record
AUGCGUCGUUUAACAACUAGAGCCGUUACCCCGGCUAGGCGCCUCACACGCACCCCACGCUCACUUUCAAGGGCACUUUCAUCUCAAAUUGAAACCCAAGCUAAGGACCCCUCUGAACUCGAUCAAGUAACAGAACUCUCCAAUGGCCUACGUGUAGCCACCGAGUCCUUACCGGGCCCCUUCGCCGGUGUAGGCGUAUAUGUCGAUGCAGGCUCGCGCUACGAGAACGAGAGCCUUCGCGGCGUCAGCCACAUCAUCGACAGACUAGCCUUCAAAUCGACCUCGCAGCGGACGGCUGACCAGAUGGUCGAGGCACUCGAGCGCCUGGGCGGGAACAUCCAGUGCGCGUCCGCGCGCGAGUCGCUCAUGUACCAGUCCGCCAGCUUCAACUCGGCCGUGCCGACGACGCUGGCGCUGCUGGCGGAGACGAUCCGCGACCCCUGA